Messenger RNA from Klebsormidium nitens, 1986 nucleotides. NCBI's taxonomy places the organism in Eukaryota, Viridiplantae, Streptophyta, Klebsormidiophyceae, Klebsormidiales, Klebsormidiaceae. The record is from the annotation of a GenBank genome assembly.
AUGGAACCCCUUCCUCUCUUCCGGUACUUCGUGAAGAUGCAGACGGCUCUCAAAAAGAUUGUGCAAAGUGGUCUGCUUCUAGGAAGCAUCAAAACCGACGGGGAGUUUGACACGCAAUAUGACUCCAGUACCUACAGCGAGAAAGAGCGCCUUCUGGCAGGCGCAGUCAGGAAGCUCUACGGAGGCCUUUCUGAGAAGAAUGUUUUCUGCUGUGGAGGAUCGGUCAAGCUGCCAGAACAUGACCAAAAGUUUCUAAUCGUGAAGCUUUUGGAUGGGGACCCCUGUGGAUGCGCGCUCUCGUCGUCUUUUGACAAUGCCCAAACCGGACCGAAGACUACUCUUGCUGAGAGUAUUACGAACCUCAUCCUCAAAAGUGUGAUUGAGAAGAGCACCGUCGCAGGAUUUGGAGACCUAAAAGAAGGAGCAAACGUGGUCGAUUACACCAUCAGAAAGGCUUGGGAAGCGUACUUUCACCUGGAUUUUGACUAUCCCAACAAGCCAGACAGCAGAAAGUAUAUUCCAGGAUUGUCGAGGGAGGGUCUCGUCCAUAUGGGACAUGGGGGCCAAGAUCGGCUGGAUCGGUUAAAGGGGCGAGCAACGGUCGAAGCGGUCUCAGCAGAGCUACUAGAGACGAGCCAAAAGAAACGGAGCGCGGAGGAUCCGGAGUACUACACAACGACCUUCACGGCCAGAGUCGCAGAAGAAGGUCGCUCCCUGAAGACAACGGUCACCGCGGGCAAGGUGAAGGAGCCCCAGAAGUCUAGAGUUUACCUCGCUUACUACGACAAGGAUGCCCUAGAGCUAUCUUACGAGUGCGAAUGCGGAGAAAGAGCGGCGAAGACCACCCCAACCUGGUGUGACCACGCCGUGGCCGUUCUCAUCAAGAUGGUUGACCCAUACGCGGGCGAAGCGCGCCCGGAAUUUCACUAUCACAAGGCUCUCUUUCUGCAACCCAUCAUGGAGCACAUCAAGGAGCGCAUGAACCAUGGCGCUCGAAUCUCUCUCCUGCCUUACAAGAUCAAUGUCUAUGGGGAGGGCGGCUUCUUCAAGCCCCACGUGGACUCCCCCCGCGACGUGGAGAACAUGGUCGGGACGCUGGUGGUCUGCCUGCCGUCGGAGCACGAGGGCGGAGAGCUUGUCGUCUCUCACACGGGGGUCAACCACGUGUUCGACUUUGCCCCCCUCUCGGGUGACCGCGAGCGAGUCCAGUGGGCCGCCAUGUACGGCGACUGUCUGCACGAGGUCAAGGAGGUGAAGAAGGGCUACCGGGCUACGCUCACCUUCAGCAUCAUCCAAGAAGGAAAAGCAGGGAAGACGGACGACAGGAUAUGGGAUCCUCGCCCUUUGAAAUAUGCUCGUUCGCGCGAUAACUUGGCGGAGACUGGUUACAAGGUCACCUACCCCUCCUCAUCAACCAGAUACGAGUAUCCAGAAAUUGAGGAGGAGUUCAGCGACGGCCCCUGGAACAAGCUGGAGGCAGAGCGGGAGGCGCAGGCCAUCGUGGAGUCCCUUCGAGCGCUCGACCCGGCCCCCAAGUUCGUCACCAUUCUUCUCAGCCACGACUACACGCAGGCCAACUUGCUCCGCCCCGACAUUCUCAAAGGGACCGACUGGCUGCUGCACCAGGCGCUCACCCAGACAUUUCCGGUGGAAGUGCUGACGGUAGUGACGCGCGACCAUUGGACUAUUCCGUACAGUUCUGAUGAAGACUAUAACGGGAUGAGGGGCGCCUCCAGGUUUUCGUGCUACGCUUUCACGAAGGAGGACCUGGCUUGGCUGGUGGGGGAGGGGCCCAAGCCGGCGUACAAGUGGGAGGCGGCCGCGGCCGCGGGCCGGACGCUGCUCGUGGCGCCGACGGCCGCGCAGAAGAAGAAGCUGGAGCAGCGAGAGAGUGGCUACUCGGGGAAUCAGUACGUGGAGGGCGCGGAGUCGCUGUGCGUGUACUUUGAGGCAGCGCUGGUGAUUGAGCUGGCAAAGAACGUUUGA